ACUGAAGCUAUACUCCCAAUUAUGCUAAAUACAGGAACUCUGUUGUAUCACUGAGAAGCUGAAGUCUGGGCUGCAGAUUGAAAUCUAUGAAAGCAAAGCAUUGUUCAGCAGUCUUUGGCUUUUAAGCUGUUGGCCAAAAUGAGUAACUAUUUGGAAAUGGCAAAUGAUAAAAUGCCUGCAGAGAACAUGGAUGUUCAAAUGAAGAAUGAGCAAGAUCUGGAUGCUGUUCAGGAAGAUAUUGAGAUGAGUGCUGGAUCAAAUGGAAAUGAUGCCAAUGAAAACGACCCCAGUUGGCACAGGCCAUGUAGUAAUGAAGCUGAUGAAAAUGGGAAAGAAACAGCUAUGAUUGUGGAAUCCUUAGACAGUUGUAAAAGCAAUGAAUUAUCUUCUAAAUCCAAAAUCCAGAAGGAAUUGAUAAAAACACUGCAAGAACUGAAAGGCCAUCUUCCUCCAGAUAAAAGGAUCAAAGGCAAAUCUAGUAUCCUGGCAACUCUAAAGUAUGCACUUAGAAGUAUUAAGCAAGUUAAAGCUAAUGAAGAAUAUUAUCAGAUGAUGAUGGUUAAUGAGACCUAUCCUUGUAGUCUUGAUAUAUUAUCCUACACAGUGGAAGAGGUUGAUAACAUUACUACAGAAUAUAUCAUGAAGAAUGCAGAUAUGUUUGCUGUUGCUGUUUCUUUGGCUACUGGAAAAAUCCUUUACAUAUCAGAUCAGGCUGCCUCCAUUCUUCGCUGUAAGAAAGACUUCUUUAAAAAUGCCAAAUUUGUGGAAUUUCUGGCACCUCAGGAUGUCAGUGUGUUCUACAGUUCUACCACUCCCUACAGAUUGCCAUCCUGGAGUAUUUGCAAUGGAGUUGAGUCUGCCACCCAAGAGUGCAUGGAAGAGAAAUCUUUCUUCUGCCGAAUCAGCACAGGAAAAGAACAUAAAAACGAGAUCUGCUACCAGCCAUUUCGUAUGACUCCAUAUCUUAUCAAAGUGCAAGAUGCAAAGAAUACAGAAGAUCAGCUUUGUUGUGUAUUGCUUGCAGAAAAGGUGCAUUCUGGCUAUGAAGCACCCAGAAUCCCUCCUAAUAAAAGAAUAUUCACAACCACUCAUACUCCAAGUUGUUUGUUCCAGGAUGUAGAUGAAAGAGCGGUGCCUCUUUUGGGAUACUUACCUCAAGACUUAAUUGGAACUCCUGUCUUAGUGCAUCUCCAUCCAAGCGACAGACCUUUAAUGCUAGCAAUUCACAAGAAAAUACUUCAGUGUGGUGGACAACCAUUUGAUUAUUCACCAAUCAGGUUCUGCACUAGAAAUGGAGAAUAUGUAACUCUGGAUACUAGCUGGUCCAGUUUCAUCAAUCCCUGGAGCCGAAAGGUUUCCUUUAUAAUUGGAAGGCACAAAGUUAGAACAGGUCCCUUGAAUGAAGACGUGUUUGCACCUCAUUGCACAGAGGAUAAAAUCCUGCACCCUAGCAUUCAAGAAAUCACAGAGCAAAUACAUCGGUUACUAUUGCAGCCUGUACACAACAGUGGCUCUAGUGGCUAUGGAAGUUUGGGCAGCAAUGGAUCACACGAACACCUAAUGAGCGUAGCUUCAUCCAGCGACAGCAAUGGAAACAAUAAUGAAGACAGCCAGAAGAUACACAAGCCUAACUGUUCUCAAGAUAUUUAUAAAAAUGGAACUGUGACCAAAAAUAAAGGACACAUGUUUGUCGAUUCCAGAUCGAAGCUUGAUGAUCAAAAAAAAUCUUAUAGAGAAAAUUCUAGUGACUGUUGUAGUUACAUGAAAGGUACCACUCAGUCAGCUGAAAAUGAUGCUGUUGGAAUUGCUUGUCAAAGCAGCCUGGCUACAGAAGAACUGGAUUGGGCAGAACAGCCUGUGUAUUCGUAUCAGCAGAUCAGCUGUUUAGAUAGUGUUAUCAGGUAUUUGGAAAGUUGCAGCGCACCUGAUACAGUGAAGAACAAUUCUCUGCCUACAUCAAAUGCUGUUUCAUUGGAUUCUGAUGCACACAGAAAGCAAGCAAAUGAUAACACACAAACAUCUACAGGUCCUCCACUGUUGGAGACGCCAGACAAACCGAGCGCAUCUCCCGUGGUUAGCGCUCACUUGACCUCCUUGACUUUGCCUGGGAAACCAGAAAGUGUUGUGUCUUUCACCAGUCAGUGCAGCUACAGCAGCACCCUCGUUCACGUGGGAGACAAAAAGCCACAGCCUGAAUUAGAAAUAAUAGAAGAUGGUCAGAAUGGAACAGAACCCACUGACAAUCAACCUGUUGCUGUCCAGUCCAGCAGUACACCAAAAACCCAGGAAAAAGAAACAUUUAAGAAACUAGGGCUUACAAAGGAAGUCCUUGCAGUGCAUACACAAAAAGAAGAGCAGAGCUUUCUGACAAAAUGUAAAGAAAUCAAAAGAUUCCAUAUAUUUCAGUAUCAUUGCAAUUACUACUUUCAAGAAAGACCCAGAGGGCAUCCUGGUGAACGAGGUAUUCAUGGACUACGGCAUGGCUCUGGAAUAGAUCAGGCUUGGAAGAAAAAUGGAAAGAAUAGGAAAUCAAGGUCGAAGUCCAAACGAUUGAAGCCACAUGAAUCUUCAGACAGCACAACUUCUCGUACCAAGCCCCCCCAUCGGCUUCCUCUGCUUGGCCCCAAUAGUGCAGCCUGGUCUCCAUCAGAUGCCUCCCAAGCAAGCUAUCCAGCCAUGCCUUUUCCUGCAGUUAUGCCUGCAUAUCCACUUCCAGUUUUUCCAGCUACAGGGUCUGUGCCCCCAGGCCCCGAAGCUUCUCUCUCUGCUUUUAAUGAAUCACAGGAUUCAGGAAGUCAGUGUCCUUUGCCAUUAUCACAACUUUCUGCCCCUCUAAUGACUCCAAUGGUAGCACUGGUUCUCCCCAACUAUGUAUAUCCUCAGGUGAAUAGUGGUGUUCCUCAGACACUUCAUCCUGAUCAGCCAAGCUUUUCUGCUCAGCAUUCUUUCUCUUCCCAAGCAAUGUUUACAGCACAGCCUCCUUUCACUGCCUCCAACACGUUUCCUCCACAAAUGUUAUUCCCAGCACAGCCAUUCCACUAUAAUCCAUCAGCAGAUAGUGAAAAGACCCCUGUUGUAGAAUCUCGAAAUGAACCGUCCCGUUCCUGCACUCCACAGUCUCUUGGUCCACAAGAUCAGACCUCGCCACCAUUGUUUCAGUCACGGUGUAGUUCGCCUCUGCAGCUGAACCUUCUGCAAGAAGAAAUGCCAAAAUCAAUGGAAAGUGGAACUGCUGGUACACUGGGGAACCAGGGAACUUUAACAGAUGAAGGGACCAGUAGCAAACCCCUGAGUUCAGAUUGUAACAGAAAAGCAUCUUCUUGUGAUGGGUCUCCAAUGGAAACUCAGAACAGUGAUGCCUUCUCUGUCUCCAGCGACCUACUUGAUAUUUUACUUCAGGAAGACGCGUAUUCAGGCACCGGAUCUGCUUCUUCUGGAAGUGGCGUUUCUGCAGUGGCAGAGUCUUUGGGAUCUGCAUCAAAUGGAUGUGGCAUGUCAGGCAGUGGAACUGGUGACAGCGAGACAAGUCAUACCAGCAAAUAUUUUGAGAGCAUUGAUUCCUCAGAAAACAAUAGUAAAAUAAAAGGCACAGAAGUGGAAGAAAGUGAGAGCUUCGUUAAAUACAUCCUCCAGGAUCCCAUCUGGCUGCUGAUGGCAAAUGCAGAUGAUGCUGUAAUGAUGACCUACCAGAUACCAUCCCGAAAUUUGGAAACUGUUUUAGAAGAGGACAAAUUGAAACUCAAACAAAUGCAGAAGUUCCAGCCAAAGUUUACUGAAGCGCAAAAGAGAGAACUACUUGAAGUACAUCCAUGGAUUCAGAAGGGUGGACUUCCACCAGUUGUUUCUAAUUUGGACUGUGUAUAUUGUGAAGAAAACAUUGAAAGCAAAUGUUGCAUGCAAGAUGAAGAAGAAAUCCGUGAAAUGGAGCUUAAUGAAAUGAAUGAGGCCAAUGGAGAAAAUGGUUUGGUUUCCCUGAGCCAAGUCAACAGUGAAAAUAUUUAACCCACUAAGAUGCAUUGCAAAAGCAUCUGCUAUUUAAUUUUUGCAGUGCAUCAUUAGAUCUUAAAGGUUUUAAAGCUUGUUUCUUGUGAAAUGGAUUUCAUUUUAUGUAAAAACAAAUGGAUUUUUUUGUUCUAGAAAAAGGUCAUUUGUGAUUAAUCUCAUUCAGCUAGGGGUAUUCCUUUCCUUCUCUGGUCACUGUUGCAG
Molecule: messenger RNA, 4206 nt
Organism: Euleptes europaea (tarantolino)
Lineage: Eukaryota; Metazoa; Chordata; Lepidosauria; Squamata; Sphaerodactylidae
Gene: PER2
Product: period circadian regulator 2
Exons: 21
Coding region: 139-4002 (1287 amino acids)
Biological process (GO): circadian regulation of gene expression; entrainment of circadian clock by photoperiod; negative regulation of transcription by RNA polymerase II
Cellular component (GO): cytoplasm; nucleus
Molecular function (GO): transcription corepressor binding; transcription cis-regulatory region binding
Source: RefSeq, a predicted model, not a curated record